UCUCCGGCUGCGCGGGAACACCGCAAGUCAGAUUCUGUACAAACGGGUCACAUGCACACACUCAGCUAGAAGGCAGGCGCCAUCCAUCCAUCCAUCCAUCCAUCCAUCCACCCAUGUAUCCAUCAGUCAAAUGUAUGCAUGCAUCGAUCAUGCCUUGACCAGUGACUUGUAGCAGAUGAGAAUGAACAGGAUGAUGAACACCGAGUUGACGCAGAACCGGAGGUGGCUGGUCCCCAUCUCCACACGCGGCAGCCCCAGCAGCUUGGCCAUACGCUCGGAUGAGUCUACUUGCAGGAAUGUCAGCAUCGCAUUCCAAUUGAACGAAAAAACUGCACCACCCACACACACAAACCAUUCACCACACGUCUGUAUAUGAGGCCAUCCUUGCACUCCUGUGUGUGUGGUCACCACAUAGGGCUGCGAUGCCCAGGAGUUCCAUCCAUGGGAAUGCGAGUGAGUCGCCGCGGCGGGCCGACGCGUCCCCCUGGUGCACAAGAGUGAAGUAGUUGGUCGCCUCGUUGAACACACGGGCGUUGCGCUCUGCGCUCCGCAGCGAACCCACCAACCGCGCCUGCAUGAAAGCCAUGCCACCUGGUGAUUGGGUGCCCGACCGUUCGAUCGUCGUUACCUUUAUUUCGAGGUAUCUGGCUGGCCUCUCCCUCUUCAGUCGCGCAAAGUCGCCAUAUAUGUCCAGAUCAGCCAGGGCCCGCUCAGCGUCCUGCAACAACACGAGAUAUGAGCACGAUGGGAGUCUGCCCACGGAUCGCUGCGUGGUGGCUGACCUCUUCCAGCGACGCAGAGAGGUUGCGGUGGGUAGCUGUUGCAGGCGGUGUUGGUGUUGACGAAGGCCCACCAGUCACCUCGUCGCUCUGCGCCACAUGAGACCUGACAAGUAAGACAGGCACAGGCAAGAAACAAUCCAGAAAUGUUUUGAUGAUCGCUGGCGGGCCCUGACCUGGUUGAUGGCUGUCUGUGUCUGAUCUGACUGUCGCCGUCCGUCCUCUUGUCAUGGGUGAGAGAGGGCAUCACGGUCUCUGUCGCAGCUGUGCCAGGCUCGCCGGCCUCUUUCUUGGCAUUCUUGUCGUUGGUCUUGGCGUCGAUGGCCUCGAGGCCUGUGGGGAUAGAGAGCCGCUUGUGCAGCACCUGCAUUGAGUGAACACCGAAGGGAUGUAUAUGAGAGGACACUCGCUGCCUUGGCCACCGACGGGGUAUAGGCUGCGAUGCCCGCACGCAAUGGCCACCUCUGCAAGAUAGCUACAGCCUGGCAGAAGAGGAAAGGUGAGUCCUGACGACCAGCUGUCAGUGCUCCUCUAUCUGCGUCACCUGUCACGUUGUCUGCGAGCAGCAGCACGUCGAUCCAGUUGGUGCUGCUCACACGACCCACCAGCAGGUGCUGCACAUACCAGACCAGCCUCUCGUCACCCAGCCUGAUAAGACAGGACAGCGAGAAACACAUGGGUGAAUGAGUGGGUUUGUCACCUGCAGGCCAGGAUGAUCAGCUGCCGCAAUGUGGAGGUCGGUAGACGCCGAUCGUACGCUACGUCAGCCUGAUCAAACACAACACGGAAACUCACGCGACAGUUGACAUGCCCGAUUUCUUCUUCUCACCUCCAGUGUUUGCAGAUAGGCAAAGCGCACCACCCGAAGCACGUUCUCCCUGCUCAUGUCCGCCACACUGACCACAUACCGCACGUGCACGCCUCUAUCCCUGGCGGUCUUGACCAGCCCCACCACUCGCCCAUCUGCCGCACCAUGCCCCUCCCCCUCCCGCCCUCCCUGCCCAUGGCGGUUGACGCUCGUCACCGGAUAGUAACUGGAGGUGCUCGUCUCAUAGGUCGUCACUCUGACACCCCCUUCACGCUUCUUCCCCAGUUUUUCCUUGGCAUAUGCCUCCUCUUUGCUCCAGUGGGUAUCGACGAGGCCAAUCGGGAGCAGCAUGGGAUAGGCGGACGCGAGUAGAAAUGAGUGGGCCAUCACGGCGGCGGAGGUGGCGUCAGCAUCGGGCUUGUGGUGGCACAGGAGAAGAGUGUCGACGUCGUGGUGGAAGCCCUUGGAGGUCAUGUAGGCUGCGAAGCGGCUCGUGGGAUCGAAGGGAGGGGGAGGGAUGGGCAGGGGAGGUGAUGGGGCGUCCGGCUGGUCACUCAGCAAAAGCGCCGUUCGCUCAGUGAAGGCGUACAGUGACGCGAGGAGGGCUGGAACGGUCGACGGCGGGACAUCAACCAGCGGUUGCGCCUCCGCCGCUAGGGCCUUGAGCCGGUGCAGCUUGAGCCGGGCAGCCACUCGACACAGGCCGUCCACGUCCAUGUCCCCCAGCCCAUCCCUCGGCAGCCUAUCGGUAUAGAGGAAGAAGACUAGUGCGUGGAGGGACUGUGGCGACAGCUCUCUCAGCAACGAUGCCGCUUGGCUAUCGCUUGGCUUCUGCUGCGUCGCUGCGGCUGUCUUUGCUGCCUUUGCCCGCUCUCGAUAUAUCUCAUUGGCCAGUUCGAUCAGCUCCUGGCCCUCCGUGCCCCCACUUUCGUCCUCAUUUGCAGAUGGCUCCUCAGCAAUGCUGUCAAGACCGCCUGGCUUGCUGGCACGCGACUGAAGAGGCUGGCUGGCUGACGAGGGGCUCGGGUGAGUGGGGUGUGGGUCUGCCCGGCGGGUGAAGGCCUCGACUAUAGCGGGACAUCGCACUUGCAGAAAGGCUGACGUGGACAGAUAAGGAACAGCGAGAUGGUCUAGUCUGGUCUGGUCUGUGUGUGUAUUUCGUUUGUCGGUGUACCUGAGUGCGCAUAGACUCUGCAGCCGUCGGGCAGCUCAUAGAAGACGUCACCAGUCCGAUCAGCACCUGAUAGAGGACCAGCAGCAGUGGCACCUCAGGGACGACAUGGCCUGUCGUGGCUUGCUUACUUUCGAGCGUUUUCUCCAGCAGUGUGGUAACUUUGCCGCCCGCAAAGCUGUGCCAGCCGCCAGCCGCCACACUCUCAAAACCCAACAGAGGAAGAUGCACCUGCCAACACAUGCCCAACGCAUACACGCACUUGCUGACGGCCUCUUGUGAGCUUUCUCACCAAUCUGGGCAUCCAGUGAUGGCACGGCUCGUCGCGUCCCUCAUGCCAUCCCUGUUCUUCCUCUAGGCGAUCACUGGUAGCCGGCGGUGGACGUGCGGCCGUGUGUGAGGGGCUUCCCCACGCAAACAGCAUUCCUGAAGGACAGGAACCGAAUACACAUAAUGCGCAGCGGGCGGUGGUGUGGCGGUGUGGUCUGAUGGCUUGUCUGAACGGCUUGCUUGCCUUGUGCAGUGAGUGCGAUGGAGUGAGUGAAGGCGCCACUGAUCGAGCGCACCUCGCAGUCCCGCAGACACAGCACCUGCUUGGGCGUGACCCACGGAAACGAACACGGCGAAAUGCGAAAAUGGGCCGCAAAGCCUACCUGCAAACAGCACACGUCUGUGAACACGUCAUAGCCAGGUCGUUCCUCUAUCACCAGCUCAUUGGCUUCUGCGAGUGUCCCAUGUCCCAGGGUGGGUCCGCCGCAUGCGCCCCAUGUGAAAAGUCGGCCCUGGCUGUCGACGGCCAUCGAGUGGGACUCGCCGCACGACACGAGGCGGAACCGGCUGCCCUCCUGGGUGGCACUCCACGGGUCGCGGACGCGCCUCGGCUCGAAACUAUCCUGACAGCAUACAUCAAUCGCCCAUCGUGGUCAAAGGUAAAGAUGCUGUGGCGCGUUUGUGUGUGUACAUACCACUAGGUCGCCGAUGCCCAGCUGGCCACGCGCAUUCUCGCCCCUGCAGGGCACGGACAGAAGAAAGAGUCGUCGCCUGCCGUGUGGGAAUACGUGUGUACCAUGAGUAUAGGGCCCCCUGUGAAGAUAUGGCAAGGCAGUGUGCAGCACCGGCAGACACACUCGACACAACCACACCCUUCAGCCCUGCACAAACACGCAAAUACCGACCGCUCCACAUCAUCGACCCAUUGGAUCAUGCUCUCCUACCAUACCUUCCACAGGUGCGGGGUACAGCUGGUUCGGGCCAGCCACACGAUACCCAAGACGACCUGCAACACACACAGACACAUGGUAUGGUAAGCAUGUGCGUGGAUGCACUCCUGCAGCCCCUCACCGCUGGCAGCCAUCCCCCACGUGUAGACGCGUCCCCCCUCCGUCAGAGCCACGGAGAACCCAGACCUGUCAACAAACAGACAAGUGGAAUCACAGGUCACAUCGACACUUAGAGGCCAUACCCGGCUGCGAUUUGCGCGACGCGCGUGUGUCGCAGGUCAUCAAUGGGCGACGGAUGGCUGACGUGGUCCUUCUCCACACCCAGGCCUGUCGCUGGUCCAAACCCCCAGGCCCACACACGGCCACACCGACUCAACGCCAAGGUGUGGGCACCUGACACACACACAUUAUGCACAGAAGAAAGCAUACAAUCGACGGAUGCAUCACAGUAAGCCAGGCAGUGCGUCCUAUCAUCCAUCCAUCCAUCCAUCUCACUCACCGAGCAUCCCCCCUCCCGCGGCGACCGACAUUAUGGCUGUCUUAGGCGGGAAGGCCACUGGCGGGGGCGUGAAACAGCCACGGGACAGGGGAGAUGGCUUGGCCACCGACUCAUCUUUCUUGUCAGUAUCCGUGCUGGCUAAGGGGCCUGCCGUGCCUGCAAGGCAAGGAAAGAGCGAAUGGAUGAUGGAUGAGCGGCUGCAGCCGCGCUCACCCAGGCAGCCGGUGACUUGUGAGCCGCACAGCAAAAGGCCCCCUUGCCGCGUCACCAAACAACUAUGGUACCAGCCGCAACACGCAGAUAUCACCUCGCUGGAAGAGAACAACGAGAUGAAUCGACAGGGUAUAUCAUUGAAUGUUGAAUGCCGCUGUGUGUGCAUUAGUCGUCCUUUCUUGCCUGCCAUUGAGAGGGCCGAGUCGUGUGGGGAAGUCGAUGUCAUCUGAGUGGCCAUGACCCAGCCUGCCAUAGCUGCCGCUGCCCCAGCUGUACAGAUGUGUCAUCGGGGCGCUGCUGGCGACUGAGAUGAUGGGUCAGAUCUCCCCAUAACGAUGCCAAAGAGCUUGCAUCGCACUAUCCCCUGCUUCCGAUGAAUUGAUCUCAACGUAGCAUUGCAUCGUUGGCCAUCGCAAGAUCCUGUGAGUCUACUUUCAGGCCUCGUUUUCGG
Molecule: messenger RNA, 5141 nt
Organism: Vitrella brassicaformis
Lineage: Eukaryota; Vitrellaceae
Source: the annotation of a GenBank genome assembly